Physcomitrium patens is the source of this 1087-nucleotide messenger RNA. Its product is annotated as protein decapping 5. Gene Ontology annotation, biological process: P-body assembly; cytoplasmic stress granule assembly. NCBI's taxonomy places the organism in Eukaryota, Viridiplantae, Streptophyta, Bryopsida, Funariales, Funariaceae. Gene Ontology annotation, cellular component: P-body. The record is from RefSeq and is a predicted model, not a curated record. Gene Ontology annotation, molecular function: mRNA binding.
UCCAUCCUGUCUAUUCUCUUUACCAUUUGGGGUAGUUGGAGUCGCAUCCUGAUUUUGGAGACGCUAUUUGCAAGUUGCAUCAUAUUUGUGCAGUGAUACAAUGGACCUUUGGUUGAUGUGGUUGCCACUUGUGAUGAGCAGUUGGCGAAUCCCUUGCAGAAAUUCACCAAAGAUUUUGUCUUCACAGCCAUGAAUGAGAAGUUUAACAAAGACGAGGUUUGGGGAGCGCUUAGAGGGAAAGAGGAGGAAGAAGAAGGCGAUUAUGAUGAUGGAAGCGUAGAAGAUGAGGCGGUCAAUUCUGCGCAGACAGAUGCGCCAAAGAAGUCCAUUUACAAGGACAAUUUCUUCAAUUCACUAUCCAGCGAUGCAACAAAAAGAGGGCGCAGUGAGCGCACCAAAUUCUUUGAGCAGCGCAAGUUUGACACUGAGAUUGACUAAAUUUCUGGGGUUUCCAGACAUUUGGAGCUUUUCCAGUGAGGACUUGCGGGGCCGUAGCAGUCCUGGAAGAAGUCGUGGAGGCGACAGGGGCGGCAGCUAUGGUGGCGGCGGUGGGAGUUACGGAAUAGGUAGAAGUGGUGGUUAUGGCAGGGGUCUAGGUGUGGGCCGUGCCUCGUCUGGCAAUAAGAGUUGGCAACGGAGGGGUGUGACGAUCACCAAAGCACCCUUGGUAAAGAUGGAUCUCUAGGUGGUGCAAUCGCCACGCUCAAUGUAUCCUGCUUUGGAGUCGAAUUCACAAGCAAGAAACCACCUGUAUAGCACCUGAAUUGGCAUAAGAAGUAGGCUGUAAGCUUGAUAUCUCUGCAGUCCUCGGAAGGGAAGACGAGUACUUGAUACGUGAACAGUUAUCAGGUGGUUUCAGUCGGAACGAUUUGGAGUGAAAUUUUUAAAUCGCUUCAAAUUUUGAGAUAUGCUGCAACAACGAUGUGAAUAGUGAGGCUUGGGUUUUAGAUGGCCGUGUAGACCUAGGCUGCACAGAUUGGACACCAGGCGUCAAAUUGACCCUUUUGUGUAUAUUGUUUUGUCGGCUUCGGUGGUGAAAUUUUAUUCAUGGGAAUAAGCUAGAGCCUUUCACUGCUCAAUUUGUUCA